This is a messenger RNA of Myxozyma melibiosi, 1884 nucleotides long. RefSeq lists its product as uncharacterized. Bases 1 to 1884 code for a protein of 627 amino acids. The transcript has 2 exons. The record is from RefSeq and is a predicted model, not a curated record. Lineage: Eukaryota; Fungi; Ascomycota; Lipomycetes; Lipomycetales; Lipomycetaceae.
AUGGGCAUCCCCGAAACACUCGACGACGACGCCCUGCGUCCCGUCCCCACCAUCCGCUCAUACUCUGCCAUCAACAACCCGCUCGCUGACGAGGCCCAGGGCAUCCUCGACGACGAAUCUCCCCUCCUCUCGCCCUCCUUCUCCGCCGCCGAUGGCCCCGUCGUCCUCCCCAAGGGCCGUAUCGGCCGCCUCAUCAACUUCCUCCGCGGCCCGCGCCCCCCGCGUCCCUCCACCGUCUCCCUGCUCUACCCCCCGAUCCAGCUCUUCCCCAUGAAGCUCGGCCGGUCUGUCCGCAAGCGCACCCGCGUCUCCGCCAUCGUCCUCUACCUCUGCUCCUGGUUCCUCAUCUUCGUCUUCCUCUCCCGCAAGUCCCGCUUCUCCCCCCUCGUCUCCUCCGGCGAGGACAUCGAGCUCCUCGAGUGCAACAACAACCCCCUCUGGAUGACCCAGAACUACCACGCCUGCGGCCUCGACGCGAAGAACUGCGACCCCUUCUCAAACACAACCCUCUCCUUCCGCUGCCCGUCCUCCUGCGCCGGUGCCGCAAAGUACUCCAUGUCCGCCGUCGGCACCGAGAACGUCAUCUACAAGCCCUAUGUCAUCGGCAACGAAGACGGCUACCGCGCUGACUCCUUCAUCUGCGCCGCCGCCGUCCACGCCGGCGUCAUCUCUCAGCUCAACGGUGGCUGCGGCAGAGUCAUCUUCUCCGGCCCGCGCGACGAGUUCCCCAAGUCCUCGCAGAACGGCGUCGAGACCAUCGAGUUUGACUCCUACUUCCCGGCCUCCUACGUCUUUGACCGCUCCCUCGUCGCCGAGAACUGCCUCGAUCUCAGAUGGGCCAUCACCGGCGUCAACAUCGCGCUCUCCGCCAUCUUUGCCUACUUUGUCUACUCCCCCGCCGCUUUCUUCUGGGGAAUGUUCAUCAUGGGCUUCUGGACCAUCGUCCUCGCCUCCGACCCUCCUCCUACCAACAAGCUCCCCAACCCGGGCGCAGAGGUCAUCUCCAUCGCCUUCGAGCGUCUCCUUCCCACCGCCUUCAUCGGCUAUGUCAUCAUGAACGUCGCCAUCCGUCCGCAGAUGACAAACAUCCGCGCGCAGAUGACCAAGGCCGUGCUCUGGGUCGGUGCCUUCUGGGUUGGCGCUCUCAACAACUACACCUUUGACGAGCUGCCGCUCGACCGCUUUGUCGCCGAGGACAUCAAGAACCUUCCUGGUGGCAUCGUCGCCAUCACCUUUGUGUUGCUCGCCAUCUUCCUCGGUGCUUGUGGUCAGACAUUCACGAUCUGGAAGAACAACAAGUUCUUCCCCUACCUUGCCGGCUACUCGAUCGUCUUCACAACCUUGAUCGUCAUGGCGCUCGUGCCCGAGGAGACCCUCCGUAUCCACCACUACAUCCUCGGUCUGCUCAUCCUCCCCGCGACUGCCUUCCAGAGCUCAAUCUCGAUUCUCUGGCAGGGUCUCGCGGUGGGUAUGUUCCUCAACGGCGCAACCCGCUGGGGCUACGACUCCAUCCUGCAGACCGAGUACCAGCUCAACCGCGGCGGACCGCGCAACACCGACCUCGCGCACUUCACCACCAACGCGACCAACUUUGACGGCGACUGGGUCGCGUGGGACUAUCCGUACAAGUCCCACGACGGAGCCAACUACACCGGCUUCAGUCUCUUGAUCAACGACGUCGAGCGGUACAGAGGACCACACAUGAACAUCUCGCUCAUGGAGUUUUACAACAUGACCAAUCUCGAGUACCAGGGAUACAACUAUAACUGGUACUUUAGAAUCGGAAUGUACUCUGAUGAAGGCGAAUGGUCCGACUACACAAGAGCCGCCACCGCUCUUGCCCACAACGGCAGCUGGGUUGAUCCCCAGCCCGGCCCUUCAUAG